This is a messenger RNA of Apaloderma vittatum (bar-tailed trogon), 1380 nucleotides long. RefSeq names its product membrane primary amine oxidase-like. Gene Ontology annotation, biological process: amine metabolic process. Gene Ontology annotation, cellular component: plasma membrane. Gene Ontology annotation, molecular function: primary methylamine oxidase activity; copper ion binding; quinone binding. Lineage: Eukaryota; Metazoa; Chordata; Aves; Trogoniformes; Trogonidae. The record is from RefSeq and is a predicted model, not a curated record.
AUGAAUGUGAAAACCGCGCUCAUCCUCCUCGUUCUGGCUUUAGCCACGAUACUGGCUUUAGUCUGUGUGUUGCUGACCAGAGGAAGGGCCCCGAGCACCUGCCAGCACCAGCCCCCGGAGCAGGAGGACACCGAUGACGGCCAGAGCCUCGUCUUUCACCGGGACGUCACGGUGCAGAAGUACGGGGGGAAGGUGCCGUACCCCCGCAGACCCGUUACUGGCAAGGAGUACACGGAUAUCAACGCCCUCAUCCAGCGGGAGCUGAGGAAGGCACCACGCUUCCUUGCCGUGUGCUGUGAGUCCAAUGGGACAGACCUGGCCAUCCUCACAACAGCCCCACGGGGCUUCAAGUCUGGCGACCGCGCGACCUGGUUUGUCCUCUUCCACAGUGUGGCCCUCCGCGCCUCCCGAUGGCAGCUGCGCAAAGUAUUCUACAACGGCCAGUAUUUUGACAGCACACAGGACCUGGAACAUGCGUUUGAAGACAACUUGGUUGAGGUCAUCAGGAUUGAGAAGCCCCAGGCUGAAGCGGUGCUGGGCUCGAUGAGACCCCAGAGCCCUCCUGGCACCCCAGGUCCUCUGCAGUAUGAGCCCCAGGGUCCCCGCUACAGCGUUAGGCUCAACCGUGUCACCUUCCAGGGCUGGAGCAUCGCCUUCGGCAUGAACCCCAACUCUGGCCCACGCCUCUUCCAUCAGGUAGACAUCAGGUACCGUGGGGAGCGAAUUGUCUACGAGCUCAGUCUCCAGGAAGCCUUAGCCCUGUAUGGCUCCAACUGCCCUGGGGGCAUGUCGACCCGCUACCUCGAUGGGAGCUUUGGCAUCGGCAGGUUUGCCUACGAGCUUGUCCGGGGCCUCGACUGCCCCUACACGGCAACUUAUGUGGACUGGCACUACCUGGCUGAGUCAGAUACCCCCAAAACCAACCAAAACUCGCUCUGCAUUUUUGAGCAUGAUGCUGCCCUCCCCUUGCGGCGCCACUUCUCUGACUCAUAUUCCUUUUAUUACGGUGGGCUGAGGAAAACCACGCUAGUGAUUCGUGCUGUCUCCACUCUCAUCAACUACGACUACAUCUGGGACUUUAUGUUCCACGGCAGCGGGGCCGUGGAGGUCCGGGUGCACGCCACCGGCUACAUCAGCUCCUCCUUCCUCCAUGGCCAAGGCACCAUUGGGCCGCACACACUGGGGACGAUGCACCUCCACCACAUCCACUACAAGGUGGACCUGGAUGUUGACGGGCAGCGGAACUCCCUGGAGACCCAGGACAUGGAGUAUGAGCUCGUGAAGGAUCCCUGGAGCGCACAGAACACCAUCGAGCGGCCGUACCUCCACAGGGAAAGGCUGGAGAGGGAGGACGAGGCGGCGUUCCGACUCAACGGCGAC